AUCUCCCAUAAUGCAUAUCGGGAAAUGACGAUGUUUUCAGUCGCCGCUGCUCCAUGUCUCUUCAUUAAUGCAAUAGCAUAGUAGCCACGGUUUUUUUUCUCGAAGAUUGCUCAUUCAAAGGCGUCUCCAUGGUGAUGAAGUCAUCGGUGGAGGAGGAUGAUGCUGGCUGGAGUCUUGGAGUGCCAGAGAAGAUGAGAAGCAAUGCAAACUGGGUGGAUAUCACCCAGGACUUUAAAGCAGCCUGCAGAGAGCUGAACCUCGGAGAGCUGCUCCAUGACAAACUGUUUGGGCUCUUUGAGGCCAUGUCCGCCAUCGAGAUGAUGGACCCAAAGAUGGAUGCUGGAAUGAUCGGUAACCAAGUGAACCGGAAGGUGCUCAACUUUGAGCAGGCUGUGAAGGAGGGGGCGAUACGUGUACGAGACUUAAGUCUGCCGGAGCUCAUCGGCAUCAUAGACACCUGCUUCUGCUGUCUGAUCACAUGGUUGGAGGGCCACUCUCUAGCCCAGACAGUCUUCACCUGCCUGUAUGUGCACAACCCAGAGCUCAUCCAGGACCCUCCCCUCAAGGCCUUCUGCCUGGGCCUGCUCAAGCUGUGUGACAUCGCCCGUGACAAGAUCAACAAGGCAGCUGUGUUCGAGGAGGAAGAUUUCCAGGCCAUGACCUAUGGAUUUAAAAUGGCUAACAACGUGACAGACCUACGAGUGACAGGUAUGCUGAAGGAUGUGGAAGAUGACCUCCAGAGAAGAGUUAAGAGCACACGCAGCAGGCAGGGGGAGGACCGAGACCCUGAGGUGGAGCUGGAGCAUCAACAGUGCCUGGCCCUGUUCAGCAGAGUCAAGUUUACACGUCUCCUCCUCACUGCACUCAUUGCCUUCACCAAGAAAGAGACCAGUGCAGUGAGUGAGGCUCAGAAGCUGAUGACUCAAGCAGCUGACCUCCUGUCUGCCAUCCACUCAACCAUUCACCAUGGCAACCAACCCCAUAAUGACACCACUAAAGGAGAUCACCCAAUUAUGAUGGGAUUCGAGCCCCUGGUGAAUCAGAGGCUCCUGCCCCCGACGUUUCCUCGUUACGCAAAGAUCAUGAAGAGGGAGGAGAUGGUGGAGUACUUCAGCAAACUCAUCCAGCGCAUCAUCACCGUCUGCAACAUCAUCAACACCACCAACCUGCAUGGCAUUCUGGAUUUCUUCUGUGAGUUCAGUGAGCAGUCUCCCUGUGUACUCUCCAGGUCUCUUCUACAGACGACGUUUUUAAUUGACAAUAAGAAAGUGUUUGGAACGCACCUCAUGCAGGAUCUCAUCAAAGACGCCCUCCGAAGCUUUGUCAGUCCACCAGUCCUGUCCUCUAAAUGCAGUCUGUAUAAUAAUCCCCAGGCCAAAGACUACAUCGACUCCUUCCUCACACACUGUUCACGGCCGUUCUGCAGCCUGAUCCAGAUUCACGGACACAACCGCGCUCGACAGAGAGACAAGCUGGGACACAUACUAGAGGAGUUUGCCACACUUCAAGACGAGGCUGAGAAAGUGGACGCUGCCCUCCACAGCCUGCUGCUGAAGCUGGAGCCGGGCCGGCAGCACCUGGCCUGUGUGGGCACCUGGGUGCUGUACCACAGCCUGCGCAUCAUGAUCCUCUACCUGCUCAGCGGCUUUGAGCUCGAGCUCUACAGCACACACGAGUACUACUACAUCUACUGGUAUCUGUCGGAGUUCCUGUACGCGUGGCUGAUGUCAACACUGAGCCGGGCGGACAGCUCUCAGAUGGCCGAGGAGAGGAUCCUGGAGGAGCAGCAGAAGGGCCGCAGCAGCAAGAAGAGCAAGAAGAAGAAAAAGGCUCGUCCUCUAGGCAAAGAGAUCACCAUGAGCCAGGCCUACCAGAACAUGUGUGCUGGCAUGUAUAAGACUAUGAUAGCGUUGGAUAUGGACGGUAAGGUGCGUAAGCCUCAGUUUGAACUGGACAGUGAACAGGUGCGCUAUGAGCAUCGCUUCGCCCCCUUCAACAGUGUGGUCACGCCCCCGCCCGUCCACUACAUCCAGUUUAAGGAGAUGUCUGACCUGAAGAAGUACAGCCCCCCUCCUCAAUCAGCAGACCUCUACAUGGCGGCCAGUAAACACUUCCAGCAGGCCAAGCUGAUCUUGGAGAACAUCACCAGCCCUGAUGCAGAGGUCAAUCGGAUUCUCAAAGUUGCCAAACCAAACAUUGUAGUGAUGAAGCUGCUUGCCGGAGGACAUAAAAAAGAGACUAAGGCCUUGCCCGAGUUCGAUUUCUCCGCGCACAAAUAUUUCCCUGUGGUGAAGAUUAUAUGAGGCCUCUCUACUGUGUGACCGCACGCACACGCACGCACACACACACUCUUCUGCUGAAAGGACAAACUGUACGCUGGAACUCCGAACCCCCCCAAGAAGGUUGUUUAUUCUCCUCAACACUCCAAAGACAUCACAAAUAAACAUACAGACAAAACAUCUAACAGUCAAUCAUCCCAGCUGCCUAAUACGCAAUUUCACACAACAACGGAAGUUCAUUUCAAUGUUGAAUAAAAGACUUGGUAAUUAAUAUAAAAAA
Messenger RNA from Sardina pilchardus (European sardine), 2559 nucleotides. RefSeq names its product N-alpha-acetyltransferase 35, NatC auxiliary subunit (gene naa35). Gene Ontology annotation, cellular component: NatC complex. Gene Ontology annotation, biological process: N-terminal peptidyl-methionine acetylation. The coding region runs from base 129 to 2303 and encodes 724 amino acids. Lineage: Eukaryota; Metazoa; Chordata; Actinopteri; Clupeiformes; Clupeidae. The transcript is spliced from 23 exons. The record is from RefSeq and is a predicted model, not a curated record.